AUGAAUAAUGAUGAUGAUGAUGAAACAAAAACUUUCGAUAGACAUGUCACUGAAUUGAAAGUUAUCAAUUCUGACUCACUUAAUCCAAAUAUACCAUUACCAUAUAAAUAUUAUGGGCAAAAGUUAUGGGAAACAAUUCAAACCAUUGUUUACGAUCUCAAUUAUAGCUGUGAAACAGUUGAAUUACAUAAACUUGAUUUUCAAGAACAUGAAUCUGUGAAUAAAUUUCUUAAUGCUGAUAUUGUUGUUAUGGAUGUUACAAAUCAAGAUCGUCGUCCCACUUUUAUGUAUCACAAAGGCAAUCGUGAAAGUGUAGAUUGUAUGAAUGACAUUGUAUUAAUUCAAGCUAGUGAUGUUGAAAAUGAUAGAACUAAUGCUAUUCAAGAUCUGAAAACAACAUGUAAAAUAAAACAAAUAAUUGAGUAUCAAUAUGAUGAAAAAAACAAUGUUUUUUAUGAUGUAACAACACAAAAAACAAAUUCAUCAACAUUACUUAAAAUCAGUUUAAAAUGUCUCUUAAAGGAAGCUGCGGAUAAUAUGCAGGAAGGUCUUGCUACUCGAUAUUUAAAUCGUCUUCAAAAACGUAAAAAUGAAGUUCAUGAUGCAAAUGCUGAAUGUAUUUAUUUAUGGAGAGAAAUUUGUGAUGAAAUUCUAACAAAAACAAGACAACAAUGUGCUACACCAAAAUUAAUUACACAAUUAAUGUAUGCUUUUCGAGAUAUACAAGAUUAUCAAUCAAUGAUAGAAUUAAUUGAACGUUGUGAACAAUAUGAAAUAAUUUCAAAAAGAAUUCAAAAUAAUACUAUGAUUUUAUAUUUAACAGCAUUUGCACGUAGCCGACGAAAUCAAAAUGAUGAUCGUGAUAAAGCAUUAGAAGUUCUUAAAAGAUUAUGUCAAACAAAAAAAACAGAAAAUGAAUUAUCAAAUGAUAUUAUUUGUUUAUGUGGAAGAAUUUAUAAAGAUAAAUAUACUGAAUCAAAUUGUCAAGAUAAAAAUUCAUUAGAAAAAGCUAUUGAAUAUUAUCGAAGAGGUUUUGCUGCUGAUCCUAAUAUUUAUGCUGGUAUUAAUUUACUAUUUCUUUUGGCAAUUACAACAGACGAUUUAAUAAAGAAUAACGAAGCAUAUAAAAUUAUUAUUAUAUUAAAUGCAUUACUUGGUAAAAAAGGUCGUUCUCUAAAAGAUUUAAAUGAUUAUUGGGAUGUCGCAACUUAUUUUGAAUUACAUGCUGUUUUACAUUAUUGGUCAAAAGCAUGUCAAGCAGCUUUACAUAUGUAUUUACUUAAUCCUCCGAUAUGGUAUUUAAAAUCUACAAUAAAUAAUUUAAAAAUUCUUCAUCAAGCAACACGUCUACGUGAUCAAAAACGAUUAUCAUCACGUGAACAAUCAAAAAUCACAACUGCUGAUGAACAUAGAUACAGUUUUUGGAUAGAUUUUUUUAGUGAUGCUAUUAAUUCUAAUUCAACAUCAUCUGAAGAAAGAGAAUUACCAGCUCAAGUACCCAUUCUUAUUUGUGAUAAUUAUGAAAAAACUGAUGGAGCACCAGUAAAUAAUAUUUAUGUUGAAGCACAUUUACAAUUAAAUUUUCAUACGGAUUGUGAACCUGAAACACUUGUUAUACGUAUAAUUGAACAACAAGAACAAAUAUGUAAAGGUAAUCUUGUUAAAACAAUUGAAAUGAAUUCAAUUCGAUCAAUUAUAAAUGUUAAACGUGAUAAUCGAUCUAUUUUUUUAUAUGCAUAUGAAAAUUCUGAAACAUUUUCAGCUGUUGAACUUCAAAUUUAUUUUGCAUCAGCUGAACGACGUACAGCAUUUAAUGAAAAAAUGUCAAAGUAUCGUGUAGAAACAAUUGUUGAGGAAGCAAAAUUUGAAUUUGAUCUUGAAUUCGAUCGUGAUCAAAAUGGUCAACGUAUUGCGCUUGGUCAAGGUACAUAUGGAAAAGUUUAUAGAGCACAAGAUCGUAUAACAUGGAAAAAAUUUGCUGUCAAAGAAAUUCCAAUGCGUAAUCCAUCUUAUACAGAAGUUCUCGAAAAUGAAAUUAAAAUACUAUCAACACUUAAUCAUAAAAAUAUUGUUAGUUAUUAUGGUACAGCUGUUGAUUCAAAUAAAAAACCUCCAAUCUUUCAAGUUAUUAUGGAAUAUGUUGAUGGUGGUAGUCUUUCACAACUUCUUGCAAACUUUGGAAAAUUUCCUGAACAAUCUAUUAGAAAAUAUACUCGACAACUUCUUGAAGGUCUACAAUAUUUACAUGAAAAUCAUAUUUUACAUCGAGAUAUUAAAUCAGCUAAUAUUCUUAUUAAUUCAAGAGGUGAAAUCAAAAUUGCUGAUUUUGGCACAUCAAAACGUCUUGCUGGUCUUCAUCUUUGUACAGAUGAUAUUGUUGGAACUCUUCAAUAUAUGUCUCCUGAUGUUGUUUUUGUACCUCCAAUGGGUUAUGGACCAGAAGUUGAUAUUUGGAGUGUUGGAUGUACAGUUAUUGAAAUGGCAACUGGUAAACGACCAUUUCAUAAUGUAACAAAUAAUUUUGCAUUAUUAUUUAAAAUUGGCAAUGAAAAACAAUCACCUGAUAUUCCAUCUGAAUUAUCUGAUAUAGCUAAAGAUUUUCUAGCCAAAUGCUUUGAACCACCUCAUAGACGUCCAUCAGCUAAAGAUUUAUUAAAUCAUCCGUUUUGCAAAACGAAAGCUGUAUUAUCACGAGAAUUAAGCGGUAAUCUCAUUAUUGUAGCAGAUCCUUCACCCUUAUUACGACAAAGUUCAAGCGACGAAGACAGCAUGUUUUCUGAUCCAGCUCGGGAUCUAGCAACUCAAAUAUCAAUUGAUGAUCGUCGUCGACUUAAAUUAGCAAAUUUGUUACGUGAUAAAGAUAAUCGAACAGCUCUCAUUAAUCAAUGGCUGAGUUUAAUAGAAGAAAAACGUGAAACUGACCUAUUAGAUAUUAAAAAACUUUUAAUUUUAUUUGAUGGUAUUUGUGAUUAUUUGGAUCACGGAAAUGUAUAUGCAUUAGGAAAUACAUUAGAUCAAAUUUGUGACAGAACAACAAUGGAUAGUGAUUUACGUAUUGAUCUUGAACGAUCAUUUUAUUUUUUUAUAAAAGCUGCAAAUAAUGUUCUUUCAAGACAUCGUCUACCUCCACAUGAUUUAUUUGCACUUGAUAAUAUUAUGCGUCGUAUAGCCGAAGAUCUUGUUGGUCUUAUUCGAUCAGAUUUUAUUCCUGCUGUUAAUAAUAUGACACCAUUGACACCUAAUAAUGAUUUAUUAAUUAAUGCAUUACAUGCACGUACAUUAUCAACUAAUAGUCUUGAUGGAAAAACAAUUGAUGAAGUAACACGUUUACAUGAACAAUAUAGAAAACUUACUGAAAAAAAUCGAGAACAACUUCGUCAAUUGAUUAAAAUCGAAAGUAAUAAUGAAAUAAAAUUGACUGAAUUGAUAAAUAAUGAACGAAAUUGUACAUCAAGUGAAACAACGAAAAUUUUCCUACCUAUAGAAACACCUACAACAACAGAAACCACGAAUUCUCCAAAUUCACCUGUUGCAAUAUCAACAGAACAAACAAAUGGAAUUCAUACAACAUCAACGUCAAGAGGGAUAAAACGUUCACGUGCACUUGCUGACCUUGAACAAGAACAUGAACGAUUAUUGAAAGAUAUUACUGAUAAUCGCACUCGUGUAAAUGAAAUACUGCAUGCAUAA
Messenger RNA from Rotaria sordida, 3690 nucleotides. NCBI's taxonomy places the organism in Eukaryota, Metazoa, Rotifera, Eurotatoria, Philodinida, Philodinidae. The record is from the annotation of a GenBank genome assembly.